Messenger RNA from Amphibalanus amphitrite, 1239 nucleotides. RefSeq names its product ribosomal RNA-processing protein 7 homolog A-like. Gene Ontology annotation, biological process: ribosomal small subunit assembly; rRNA processing. Gene Ontology annotation, molecular function: nucleic acid binding. NCBI's taxonomy places the organism in Eukaryota, Metazoa, Arthropoda, Thecostraca, Balanomorpha, Balanidae. Bases 396 to 1190 code for a protein of 264 amino acids. The record is from RefSeq and is a predicted model, not a curated record. Gene Ontology annotation, cellular component: UTP-C complex; CURI complex. The transcript has 7 exons.
GUUUGGACCGCCGAUUCGUAUUAGCAGGUGGAUACAUCAGUCGGUAGUACGCUCCUGAUUCGCAUUAGCGGUGAAUCCGAUCGUGAUACGUAUUUGCUUUGCUCAUGUAACCGCGGAUCGGAUCGCCAAUUCGUACUAGCAGGUGGCUACAUGAGUCGGUAAUGCGUUCCUAAUUCGAAUUAGCGGCUAAAUACGUAUUUACUGUGCUCAUGUAACCCCGAUAAGUGACACAGGCACAGAGAGGAAGAGACACGUGGGAGUAAAUUUGAAUUGAGGGAAAGAGUAGGCAUUGAUCUCUUUUUGGGAUAAGCGGGAUCACUGUAAUGAAGCUGUGGUAAAUUAAAGAACAUUGGUUAGAUCCUGCAUAUUUCUGUAAGACUGUUGUCACCAUCACCAUGGAUUUUAAAGUGCUGCCUGUGAAGUUCUCGGAGCAGAGUGAAGCGGUUCACUAUCUGUUCUACAAACAGCACACUGUGAGGUCCCCAGUGCCGGAGAAGCCAUCAGAUCGGACGCUGUUUGUUAUCAAUGUUCUACCAUAUAUGGAUGAGGCGAGCCUAAAGCGUCUGUUUCGCGACUGCGGCAAGGUGCGGCGCGUCUACAUCCACAAGAAGCCGACGCCGGGACUGCCGGAGGCCGACUCGUCCCGGUUCUUUCCCACCGUGGAACCCGUGGUGGGUUACAAGGUGGCCUAUUGUGUAUUCACCAAACCGGAAGGACUACAGAAGGCUCUGUCUUUGGACCUCAGCGCAGAGUCGGCGCCGAGGGUUCUCUCGACAGAGCAGCAUCCGCUGCAAGUGGGAGUAGUCAAAUGGCAGCAGGAGUACAACGACUCUGUUCUGGACGAGGAGGCGCUGAAAAAGGAGGUCGAUGAGUACAUGGCGGAGCACGACGCGCGCGUGGCAGAGGAGAUCCAGAAGGCCCGCGCGCAGGAGGGUCAGCCCGACUCGGACGGCUGGGUGCUGGUCACACGACACUCCAAGCGGCCCGUGGCGCGGCGUACCGAGGGACUCGACCAGAGGCUCAAGGAGAAGAUGAAGAAGAAGAGACAGCGGCAGCAGAUGGUGAACCUCUACAACUUCCAGCUGAAGGAUACCAAGAUGGAACAACUGGCGAAACUACGAGAAAAGUUCGAAGAGGAUAAACGCAAAAUCGCCAGCAUGCGGGUGCAGAGGAAAUUCAGACCUUAUUAGAUGUUCUCGGGUCUACGUUAUGUUUUGAAUACACAUGGAAUCGCAUCUA